Impatiens glandulifera is the source of this 1881-nucleotide messenger RNA. Its product is annotated as beta-glucosidase BoGH3B-like. Gene Ontology annotation, molecular function: beta-glucosidase activity. Gene Ontology annotation, biological process: glucan catabolic process. Lineage: Eukaryota; Viridiplantae; Streptophyta; Magnoliopsida; Ericales; Balsaminaceae. The transcript has 8 exons. The record is from RefSeq and is a predicted model, not a curated record. The coding region runs from base 1 to 1881 and encodes 626 amino acids.
AUGGAAAUUUUAAUACUUAUCCUGUGUGGGUUGUUGAUGAUGAAUGGGUCAACCAUGGCAGCAGAGAAGAUAAUUAAGUAUAAGGAUCCUAAACAGCUACUAAAUGUAAGGAUUAAGGAUUUGAUGGGGAGAAUGUCUCUAGAGGAGAAGAUCGGUCAAAUGGUUCAGAUUGAACGAUCGGUUGCUUCUAAAAACGUCAUGACUAAGUACUUCAUAGGAAGUGUGUUGAGUGGUGGAGGAAGUCCUCCAGCCAAGCAAGCAAGUCCUCAGGCAUGGAUCAAAAUGGUUAAUGAUUUCCAAAAUGGUUCAAUGUCUACUCCUCUUGGUAUCCCAAUGAUUUAUGGUAUAGAUGCUGUUCAUGGCAAUAAUAAUGCCUACAAGGCUACCAUUUUCCCACACAAUGUAGGCCUUGGAGCAACAAGGGACCCUGAUUUAGUUAAGAGAAUUGGAGUUGCGACCGCCCUUGAAGUUAGGGCAACCGGCAUCAGCUAUGCUUUCGCGCCAUGUAUUGCGGUAUGUCGAGACCCGAGAUGGGGACGAUGUUACGAGAGUUAUAGUGAAGAUCACAAAAUUGUUCAAUCGAUGACAUCUUUGGUUUCUGGAUUACAAGGAGAUAUCCCUAUCAAUGGUAGGAAGGGCGCCCCUUACGUUGGUGGCAAAGACAAAGUCGCGGCUUGUGCUAAGCAUUAUGUGGGUGAUGGAGGAACGACGAAAGGCAUAAAUGAGAACAAUACGGUGAUAGAUUUGCAUGGGUUAUUAGGCAUUCAUAUGCCGGCCUAUUACAAUGCUAUACGUGAUGGUGUAUCCACAGUUAUGGUCUCUUACUCUAGUUGGAAUGGGAUAAAAAUGCAUGCAAAUCGCGAUCUCAUCACUAAUCGUCUCAAGAAAAAGAUGCGCUUUAGAGGUUUUGUUAUUUCAGAUUGGCAAGGAAUUGAUAGGAUCACCACACCAGACCAUGCUAACUAUACAUAUUCCAUCUUGGCUGGAGUUCAAGCUGGUAUUGACAUGGUCAUGAUUCCUUACAACUAUACCGAAUUCAUCGAUGGACUGACCACCUUGGUGAAAAACAACUUUAUACCCAUGAGGCGAAUUGACGAUGCAGUUAGGAGGAUUUUGCGCGUAAAAUUCACCAUGGGCCUGUUUGAAAAUCCGUUUGCCGACGAAAGCUUUGUAAAAGAUUUAGGUAGUAAGAAGCAUAGAGAAUUGGCUAGGGAGGCGGUUAGAAAAAGCCUUGUUUUGUUGAAGAAUGGUGAAUCCGUAGAUAAACCGAUCUUGCCACUUUCCAAGAAGGCACCAAAGAUACUUGUCGCCGGCUCACAUGCCCAUAAUCUUGGAUAUCAAUGCGGUGGUUGGACAAUCGAGUGGCAAGGAAUUGGCGGUAACAACAACACCGAAGGCACGACAAUCCUUUCCGCCAUACAAAACACAGUCGAGAAAGAGACCGAAGUUGUUUAUUUAGAGAAUGUUAACAACACAAAAGCUGUUAAGGAAGGAAACUUCUCUUAUGCUAUCGUUGUGGUUGGGGAGCUACCCUAUGCCGAGACCAAAGGCGAUAGCUUGAACUUGACAAUCGCUGAACCGGGGCCAAACACGAUCCAAAAUGUGUGUGAAGCCGUCAAUUGUGUUGUCGUUCUUGUCACAGGUCGACCAGUGACAAUCAUGCAGUUAGUACCACAAAUGGAUGCUAUUGUUGCGGCUUGGCUGCCCGGAAGUGAAGGGCAGGGUGUUGCCGACAUGUUAUUCGGAGACUAUGGAUUCACCGGAAAGCUUUCGAGAACUUGGUUUAAGACGGUUGAUCAGUUGCCUAUGAAUGUUGGGGAUGCACAUUAUGAUCCCUUGUUUCCUUUUGGAUUUGGGCUCACCACAAAUACUACUAAAUAA